AAUGGUUCAAAUCCUAAUUAAAUGAAUUGCUAAUCUCAACAACCCAGACAACUCAAACCCAUUGAAUUGCUAAUCAAGCCCUUGGAGUUAGCUCAAGUGGUGAAGAUCGAUGCGGAAAUGGGUUAGGGUUAGACAAGGUCAAGAAAGUGGCAACAUGUUUGGGACAGCGAUAAGGUGUAUUGCGAGGAAACCAAAACCGCAGAUGAAACCCAUAGAGCUCAAAACCCCACCUGAGCAGACGCAGACCAUCACUAGGGCCAUCUUCGAUAUCGUCAAGGAGCAUGGUCCUCUCACCAUUGCUGAAACCUGGGAUCACGUUAAGGAAGUUGGGUUGAGAGGAUUGACGAGCAAGAGGCACAUGAAGAUAGUGUUGAGGUGGAUGAGGGAGAGGCAGAAGCUUAGACUAAUUUGCAACCAUGUAGGCCCUCAGAAGCAGUUUCUGUAUACGACUUGGUUUACAAAGCCCAACCUCAAGCAGCAGGGAAAACCAGUAAAUGAUUCUCCACAACCCAAGUCUCCUUGAAGCCUGUGGAUUAUUAGCUAAGAAUAUUGCUCUACCGUUAUCAAACUUUGAGUUGUUGUGCUACAUCCAUCAAUGUAAAACUAGAAGCUAAAGGGCUAAGUUGUAAUGGGUCUCUCUUUCCUGUCAGUGAUUCAUAUUUAGUUAAUGGUUUGG
Messenger RNA from Prunus mume (Japanese apricot), 676 nucleotides. RefSeq names its product thiamine-phosphate synthase. The record is from RefSeq and is a predicted model, not a curated record. NCBI's taxonomy places the organism in Eukaryota, Viridiplantae, Streptophyta, Magnoliopsida, Rosales, Rosaceae.